AUGAGUACAGCAACCCAAACUAUCACUGCAUCUCCAGCAGCAGUAGCAACAACAACAACAAUCACAACACCACCAACAGGAGCAUUCUUUCAACCAUUCAUUGGCAAUCGCGUUAAACCAACAUACCCAUUAAGACAAGUCCAACGCAUUAGAAAACAAAUAUCAUCUACGUUAAAUAGACAUACAGGUGGCGACCAAGAACUACAAUCAGAGGUUCUAAGAAGUUUCAGCAUAUCUAAACAUGGAAGAGGUAUCAAGAUGUUGCUCGAUCCCAAAGGAGAAAAGAUCUACAACGAUGGUACAGUUUUUAUGGCUACAAGAGAUUAUAGUUGUCUCAACAUCAUUAGAAAGAUGCACAAGGAAGCAAAAGAUGGGAAAAAGAAUCAUUUUACAAAAACACAAAUAUUAUCAUCGGUAUCACCUUUUCAUACUGCUUCACAACUAAGAGAUUUUGAUAAUGAAAAGAUCUAUCGAUUGAAUUCUUUUUUUGGUGUGUUAGUGAUUAAAUCUAAAGUAUUAUUAAAUCUUAUAUUAUCAUUCAUACCAAUAAUCAAUCAACUAUCAUUGCUAUACUCUCAAAAAUAUCAGUUUCUAUUAUAUAAAUCUAUAUCUUUAUUAAAGUACAGUGAUCAUGUUGGAGCUUGUUACAAGACUAAAAGUAGUCAUCAUUACGAUGACGAUCAAAAAUACAUAGAACUAAAAAGAUUGCAACAACAAAGAUCAUUUGUUUUGUUUAGAGAUAAACUAUUGAAUGAUCGACGGUUUGUAGUCUAUUUCAGAGCAAUGCCAGUAAUACUGAGGAAUUGUAAAGAUGUCACAUUGUUACAAAGACUGCAUCAACAGUAUCCUCACUAUUUUAAUUUGCCACUCACUAAACCACCACCUGAAAAGUCAAGUAGUGGUAGUAGAAGUAAUAGAUCAGUUCCAAGAGUGGGAACAGCGUCAACUACAACAUUGGGUGAUUGUAUUGGAUCAAAGAGUUGGGUCAUUGACAAUGUGGCUGCAAGUGGUAGUUUGGCAUGUUUGGUCUAUACAAUUGAAAGUAUUGGUAUUGAACCUACUACCAUGACACUCGAGAUGGCUUGCGAGUAUGGUCAAUUAUCAAUACUCGGCUUUAUUCAAGAAAACUAUCCAUCGUUGCCAAUUGGUAGAGCAUUUGAAUUGGCCACCUACAAUGCACAUCCCUCCAUUGUACAAUUUCUAUUAGAGAAUAAAACAGACGAGUCAUUCAGCUCUGUUUCUCUUGUCAAUGCUGCAAGAAAUCAAAACAAAGAGAAUAAUCUAAAGAUUUGUACACUGCUCUUUGAAUAUUCUAAAACGAGACACGGUGGUAGUGAAGAAGGAGAUAGAUUUGGUUUGGUUGAUAAUUCAGUCAUGUCUGGGUCAUUGGAGAUUGUUAAGUUGUUUCAUAGUCAUUAUGGUCAUUCAAAGAAUGCACUUGACAUGGCUGCCGAACUAGGGUAUUUGGAUAUAGUUAUGUAUCUCGAUCAAGUUGGAGCACCUGCAUCUACGAGUGCAAUGGAUUAUAGUGCAAAGAAUGGACACUUGGAUGUAGUAAAAUACCUAAAAGAACAUAGAAAGGAAGGGUGUUCACCAGACAUAUUGAAAAAGACAUUGGUUGGUGGAUCUAUUGAUGUUUUUAAAUACCUUUAUUUUAACGUACUUGGUGGUGAAGGAGGUAGUGUUGGGACGGUUGAUUUAGCAUCGUAUAUUAGUAAUGUCACAAGUGGAAACAUUCCACUCUUACAAUUUAUAAGAGAGUGUUGUAUGUUGACACAACCACCACCCACCAACUUGUUGUCACAAGUAAUCACUCGUGGACAAGGCGAUCGUUUUGCCAUGGCAAAAUACCUCAUCGAGAGUGAGAUGGUGGUUCAGCCAGAUCAUCCAGAUUAUGUCUACGAACAAUCAUUAAUCAUGCAAGGAUUGGUUAGACGUGGUCCACUAUCACUAUUUCUCUAUCUAGUAGUAGAUACGUUUAAAAUCGACUUGACCAACAAACCAUUGUCAGAGGAUAUUUGGGAGCAACUAAAAAGAGAGUAUGAUGGUCAAGUACUGGUUUAUAUGCUCCAACAAAACAAGCAUCAUUUAGAGGUGGUGCAUUACAACGAUAUUCUUAUCAACGGUAAUCCCCCCUACUUGCAAGUACUAGAGUAUAUUUGGGAGGUGUGUCCAGAUGCAUACUCAUACUCGCCGUAUACAAGUCGACUUGCCAACCGAGUGUGCACACUCGAUCAAAAACAACAACGUAUCGAUAUUUUCAAAUUCCUCCAUCGCAAUCAACUUGUCAGUCAGUUCACCCUACCAAAACUAAUUUCCCAAACGCUUCAACAUGAUGGUGAUUUUGUCUGUGCAAUUCUAUUACACUCUUUUAUCGAAGAGGAGGAGGAGGAGGAGGAUAAGAGUAGUAGAAUAGUGGUAGAAAAGUUAUUUGAAGAUGCUGCCAAUAAGGGGUCACUUGAAAUGAUACGAUUUCUGGUCAACCGGUACCCACAACAUAUAAUCUUUGAAUAUAAAAGACACGAUGCGUUGUGUCUAGCUGCGAAGCAUGGACACUUUGAAAUUGUCGAUUAUUUGAUCAACAACCAAAUUCACCCUCCUCUUGACAUACUGUCUCGGUCACUAUUACAAGAUUCAAAUAUCAUUGAUUGUGCAGCACAAUCCAACAAAUUAGAGAUACUUGCCCAUGUUGUUGGAAAAUUUCCGAGUAUCCUACCAACACACCGUUCAUUAAUUGGGACCAGUCUUGAUGUUCCACAAUACCUAGCCAAUCACUAUAACCUAGAUGACCUAAUCCUAUCAUGUAAAGGUGAAUCUAAUUAUUUUAUUUUAUUAAGAAAUGCAAAAAAUGAUUUAAUUAAUCAAAAUCAAAAUAAUCAAAAUAACAAUCAAAAUAAUAAUAAUAAUAAUAAUAAUAAUAAUAGGAAUAGUGAUAACAUACCAACAUCAACAUCAAAAUCUUUUGGACUCUUAAACAUAUUUAAAAGUGUAUUUAAGAAAUAUUAG
Molecule: messenger RNA, 3006 nt
Organism: Cavenderia fasciculata
Lineage: Eukaryota; Evosea; Eumycetozoa; Acytosteliales; Cavenderiaceae
Exons: 5
Coding region: 1-3006 (1001 amino acids)
Molecular function (GO): protein binding
Source: RefSeq, a predicted model, not a curated record